ACUUCAUUUCCUGUUUGCCCAGCGUGGAGAGCACAGGUGACCACAGAUACCUCAUCAGCACAGGUAACCAUGCAGGCUGAUAAUCGAAAAAGAGCACCAGCAUGGACCGUGAGGGAGGUACUGGAUCUGAUCGCUGUAUGGGGAGAGGAUUCAGUGCUUGCAGAACUUCGUUCUAAAAGACGAAAUGCAAAAACUUUUGAAAAAAUUUCCAAGGGCAUGAUGGAGAGAGGCCACAAUAGGGACUCUGAGCAGUGCCGCGUGAAGGUCAAGGAGCUCAGACAAGCCUAUCAAAAAACAAAGGAGGCAAACGGUCGCUCUGGGUCAGAGCCGCGGACAUGCCGCUACUACGCCGAGCUGCAUGCAAUUCUAGGGGGGGCUGCCACCACUACCCCACCUUUGUUCGUGGAUUCUGGGUCGGGGAUAGUCUCGACGCCUGAGGAUUCUGCCGAUGGGGUAGAGGAGGAGGAGGAGGAUGAGCUUGCAGAGAGCACACAGCACUCCAUUCUCCCCAACAGCCAGGAUCUUUUUAUCACCCUGACUGAAGUACCCUCCCAAGCCUCCCAAGCCAGUACCCAAGACUCUGACCCCAUGGAAGGGACCUCAGCAGCUGCAAAUUCCUCAAGCCUCCCUCCUCCAUCCCGAAGGUUAUCACAGAUAAGGCGUCGUAAGAAGAAGACGCGGGAGGACAUGUUUUCUGAAAUUAUGCAAUCCAGCAGGAGUGACAGAGCUCAUCUGAAUGAGUGGAAGGAAACAGUUUCAAAGUAUAGGAAAGAAGUCAGUGAACGUGAGGAGAGGAGGGACCAACGUGAGGAGAGGAGGGACCAACGUGAGGAGAGGAGGGACCAACGUGAGGAGAGGAGGGACGAUCGAGAUGAGAGAUGGCGGCAGGAAGACCAGAGGAUGAAGGAUGCAACGCUGGGGCUGCUCCGGCGUCUGGUGGAGGUUCAGGAACGGCUGCUGGAAAACAGACUGCCGCUUCAGCCCCUGUUCCACCCUCCCCCCUCCCCAUGUUCCGUAUCCUCCUCACCCAGACGUGUAAGAACGCGGGGGGGGAGGCUCCGUACACCUUCCCAUUCCACCCCAGUAGACAGCCCAAGCAAAAGGCUGUCAUUUUUUUAAC
Malaclemys terrapin pileata is the source of this 1120-nucleotide messenger RNA. Its product is annotated as SRRM2 protein homolog rsr-2-like. The record is from RefSeq and is a predicted model, not a curated record. Lineage: Eukaryota; Metazoa; Chordata; Testudines; Emydidae. The transcript has 2 exons. Gene Ontology annotation, biological process: positive regulation of DNA-templated transcription. Gene Ontology annotation, cellular component: nuclear body. Bases 70 to 1119 code for a protein of 349 amino acids.